AUGGAUGUGGCUAUAGAGUUCUCUAAGGAGGAGUGGGAAUGUCUGGAUUCUGCUCAGAGGGCUCUGUACAGAGAUGUCAUGUUGGAAAAUUACAAUAACCUGGUUUCCGUGGUUUUGUCAUAUGAUUAUACCAAGAAGGUAUUCCACAAAGCAUGUACACAGGAUUACUUCCAGAACAAAAUAACACGAAGAUUUGGAUGUAGUAGCCUUUUAGAACUAUAUAUAAAGAAGUUCUGGGAAUGUAGAGGUGAUAGUACAGAGUGUGAAAUAUAUGAUUAUGUAAAUGAUCAAUUUGAAAAGCACAUCGGUUUUAUUUCUGAAAAUGAUCAAGAAGCCCUAACUUCCCCUGAACGAAUUCAGUCUAGGUCACUCUCAUUUUCAGAACUAGAGGAUUCUCUAAGAAAAAAAUCACAAGUUUUAAAGCACAACUCAAUUCUACACAGAAAUAUACAAAAUUUACAAAGUGACGUUUGGGUGAGUGAAGUGUGUUUCUUGAUGGAUAUAUCAUGUAAUAUGAGAUUAAACAGUGCUUCAAUGCUUUAUGAACAAAUGUGGAGCAGCGAAAAAGGCACUAAAUGUCAUCAAGGUGAAGGAUAUUCUUCUCAAAAUUUAUGGCAGUUCCCUCAAAAUCUACUCAGGGACAUGUUCAAUGAUGUAGAUCAACAUAAGAACAAGUUUAUGGAUGCAAUGAAACAUGGAAGAUAUGAUGUGGGAGGUAACUGUAAAAACUCCAAUACAAUAAAUGAUAUUAAUAUAGGUUAUGUUAAGAAUCCUUUAUUAAUUUAUUAUCAAAGCAAUCAAUAUGGAGAGAUAUUUUACCAAGGUAAUGUCUUCUUACAUGAUUCUACUUGUAAAACAAAUCCACGUGAAAAUAAGAUAAGCAGCUAUAUUCCAGAAUAUCAACAUAGCAAACAUAGAAAAAUGGCUAUCUCUAAUCACUGCUCCCAGUCUUCUUUGCAUCAGCAAACCACAGAGAAACUUUAUAUAAAUGAAAAGAAGAAUACCAUUUUGAAUGAAUGUUUAAUUGAUAGAUGGUAUACUAGAACAUGGAUUAAUGGAGAUUACAAGAGAUACAUGUGUGACAUACACAGGGAUGCCUCACAUGAAUCUUUAAACUUCCACAGAGAACAGAAAGCAUGUAAGUGUAAUAAAUAUGUGAAAUCAUUUAUCCUGUCCUCAAAUCUUCAAGCGUACUAUAGAACUCCUACCCGAGAGACACCUUACAAAUAUAAUGAAUGUGAAAAAUUCUGUACAGGUUCCUCGUGUCUUGAAGUUUGCCAUGAAAUCUGUACUGGAGAAAGACUUCAAAAAUCUAAUAACUCUGGAAAGUCUUUUAGACAGUCCACAAAACUACAGGUUAAUUACAGAAUCCCUACAGAAAAUAAGUCAUACAGAUGUAAUGAAUGUGGGAAACCUUUUACCAGAUCUUCAAAACUUCAAGUUCACUACAGAAUCCAUAAAGGAGAGAAGCCUUACAAAUGUAAUGAAUGUGGCAAAUCUUUUACACAGAACUCACAGCUUAAAACUCACCAAAGGGUUCAUACAGGAGAAAAGCCUUACAAAUGUAAUGAAUGUGGCAAAUCUUUUACACAGAACUCACAGCUUAAAACUCACCAAAGGGUUCAUACAGGAGAAAAUCCUUACAAAUGUAAUGAAUGUGGCAAAUCUUUUAGCCUAUCAUCAAAACUUCAAGUUCACUACCGAAUCCAUACAGGAGAGAAGCCUUUCAAAUGUAAUGAAUGUGACAAAUCUUUUACUAGAUCUUCAAGUCUUCAAGUUCACUACAGAUUUCAUACAGGAGAGAAGCCUUACAAAUGUAAUGAAUGUGGCAAAUCUUUUACACAGAACUCAGAUCUUAAAGUUCACCAAAGAGUCCACACAGGAGAGAAGCCUUACAAAUGUAAUGAAUGUGGCAAAUCUUUUACACAGAACUCACAGCUUAAAACUCACCAAAGGGUUCACACAGGAGAGAAGCCAUAUAAAUGUAAUGAAUGUGGAAAAGCUUUUACCCAAUCAUCAAAACUUCAAGUUCACCACAGAAUCCAUACAGGAGAGAAGCCUUACAAAUGUAAUGAAUGUGGCAAAUCUUUUACACAGAACUCAGAGCUUAAAGUUCACCGAAGAGUCCACACAGGAGAGAAGCCUUACAAAUGUGAUGAAUGUGGCAAAUCUUUUACACAGAACUCAAAGCUUAAAGUUCACCAAAGAGUCCAUACAGGAGAGAAGCCUUACAAAUGUAAUGAAUGUGGCAAAUCAUUUGGCCUAUCAUCAAACCUUCUAGUUCACUACCGAAUCCAUACAGGAGAGAAGCCUUAUAAAUGUAAUGAAUGUGGUAAAUCUUAUACACAGAACUCACAGCUUAAAACUCACCAAAGGGUUCAUACAGCAGAGAAGCCUUACAAAUGUAAUGAAUGUGGCAAAUCUUUUACACAGAACUCAGAUCUUAAAGUUCACCAAAGAGUCCACACAGGGGAGAAGCCUUACAAAUGUAAUAAAUGUGGCAAAUCUUUUUCACAAUCCUCACAUCUUCAAGUUCAUUACAGAAUCCAUAAAGGAGAGAAAUCUUACAAAUGUAAUGAAUGUGGCAAAUCUUUUUCAGGGAACACAGAUCUUAAAGUUCACCAAAGAAUUCAUUGAGGAGAGAGAUCUUAGAAAUGCAAUCAAUGUGGCAUCUUUACACAAAACUCAGAUCAUAAAGCUUACCACAGAAUCCAUACUAUAGAUAAACUUUAAAAAUGCAGUGAAUGUAGCGUGUCAUUUAAUAACUCCCCAAGUCUUCAUUUUCACUACAGAAUCCAAAGAGAUAAACCUUACAAAUGUGAAAUGUGUGGCAAAUCAUUUAUCUGGCCCUCCACUUUCCAAGUUCAUCAAAGAUGCCAUAUUGGAAAACAGCCUGGUAAGAGUAGUGAAUGUGGGAAAUACUUUUUCCUGUCCUCAAAUCUUCUGUGUCACCUUGGAAUUCAUACUAGAGAAAAAUGUUACUAA
Molecule: messenger RNA, 2985 nt
Organism: Mus pahari (shrew mouse)
Lineage: Eukaryota; Metazoa; Chordata; Mammalia; Rodentia; Muridae
Product: zinc finger protein 665-like
Biological process (GO): regulation of DNA-templated transcription
Source: RefSeq, a predicted model, not a curated record